This is a messenger RNA of Metopolophium dirhodum (rose-grain aphid), 1952 nucleotides long. RefSeq lists its product as uncharacterized. The coding region runs from base 121 to 1440 and encodes 439 amino acids. The record is from RefSeq and is a predicted model, not a curated record. The transcript is spliced from 6 exons. Lineage: Eukaryota; Metazoa; Arthropoda; Insecta; Hemiptera; Aphididae.
GCAGUACUAAAAAGAAGAGCUGCUGCUGAAAAUAUUUUAUUAAAAGAAAUUUACGACGAAGAGUGCUUAAGGCAUCCAAUAGCAGCUAGCUUAUAUCCAUGGCCUACAGCUGAAUCUUUAAUGCGUUUGGCCCGUAGGUCAGUAAUGCCUAGAUUGCCUGGGAACCUUCAGGAACUAGCAUCCUUAUUUGAUAAUGGGCAUCUUCAAAGAUACAAUUGUUGUGACAUUACGAUAUUUAGGAGCUGUAUUCGUGACCUUGAUGGUAAAACUAGCCUGAUAUUUGCAUGUCCAGUUUUGUCACAAAGUUUUUGUGGUACUGGAAUUGAGGAGCUUCAUGUAGACGCUACUUUUAAAGUGGUUCCAGUAAACAUGGGCUAUCAAUUAUUGAGCGUACAUGCUAUGAUACAAAAUUAUUCAAUACCAAUUAUAUUCGCACUAAUGGAAUCAAAGUCUAGGAAUUCAUAUGACAGUGUAUUUCGAUAUGUUAAAGAUAAUCUUUUAGCAAACAUUUCUCCAAGGAUUAUCAUAAGUGAUUAUGAAUCUACACUUAGAGAUGUUCUACAAUCAUAUUUCCCUGAAGCUCGAACAUCUGGUUGUUGGUUCCACCAUAAUCAAGCAGUUUUUAAAAAUAUGAAAAGUAAAGGAUACUAUAGGCUUGUAAAUACUAAUCAAUUUGCACUGCAAAGCUUAAACCUUUUAUUUGGCCUUCCACUGCUUCCAUAUCAGGAUAUAGAAAGAGCAUUUCAAUUAAUUAAAAUGUAUGCAAUCAACCAUGGAGUAGCGAUGCAUAAUUUAUUUGACUAUUAUGAGAGGUAUUGGUUGCGCCGUGUGGGAACUCAGAUAAUUUCAGUUCAUGGACUUCCUAGGCGUACAAACAAUAAUAUUGAAAGUUUCCACAAUAAAUUAAGAUUAAAAUUUUCAGUGACUCAUCCCAAUCUAUGGAUAUUUUUAAGUAAUUUGAGUAAUUUAUUUAAUAAUUACCAUGUUAUAAUGAGGCAGCUUGAAAAUAAUCUUCAACCUACUAGGAGUCUGAAGGCAAAAUAUUUAUCACAAUCCAAAAGACUUAAAAAUGCCACAAGCCAAUACGAUGCUGGGAUCAUAAGUAUGUGGCAGUUCAUGCAAUUGACUUCGUAUACCACAUCAAGAUAUAUAUCUCGACAUAUAAAUUGGAUCAAUGAGGUAGAUCCAAAUUCUGAGCCAGAAGUGGAAGCUGCUGCUGUUGUACAGCCAAUUCAGGAACCACAACUGCCAAUAGCUCCACAAGUGUCAACGUGCAUAGUAUGUUUGAAUGCAAGAGCAGCAAAUAUUCAACAGCAUAUUGUUAUUCCUUGUGGUCAUGCAUGGGUUUGCAACAAUUGCAUUACAUCCCUUCCAGCACCAACAAGAUGCCCAUUAUGUCGAAUGGAAGAAGUCACUUUUCAAAGAAUUUUCUUAAAUUAAACUUUUCUAUUAGUUUUAAAAUAUUUAAUUGUUCAUCAAACAAAACUACACAAUAUGACAUACAAAUUAAUUGAAAAAUGUUGUGAUAGCUAUGAAGUAUUUCAAGAAACUGUUGAUUUUUUCUUGGAAAACAGCCAACAUCUUCUAGCAUAUCCAUGUACUGAUCACAAAAAUGACAUUUUUUUAUUUAUAAUUACUUAUUAUAUUACCAUGAGAAUGAGACAAUACUCACGUAUAUCUAAUCAAAAGCGAAGUUAGAAAUCACGCAAAAAAAAAAAACUUUUCAAAUUGAUAGCAACAUAGUAACUAGUAAUACGCAUUCAUUUAUUUAGAAAUAAUAGUGAAUAUAAAAAGUUUGUCGUUGAUUUGAAUUUUUGAAUUUUUGAUCGUUGUUCAGUUAUCACUAGCAUCCAUGACGAAGUAUUAUUUCGUCAUGGUAACCACUAAAUAAAACCUUAUCAAAUUGUUAUAAAAUGUUUAUAACAUUAUAACACCUUUAUUCGUGCAAUAAA